CUGUCUCACCCGCCCAAGUUUUGUUUUCUGCAAUUAAAAUGAACAGGGACUAUUAACUUCUUCUUCCUUCCUCUCCCUUACUAAGUCUUCUAAUCCACAAGAGCAUGGUACAAUCAGAAAACCUAUACCAAAAUUCCUAGAGUACUUAAAACUGAUUUUGCCGAAACCCAGUAAUAGGAACAAACCCAUUCCAAUGUGUGCGUUCUGGGAAAUUUCUAACCCUUUUAAUUACUUAUCUGUAAUGGGCAGACGGACUAUGAGCUCAUCAUUGCUUGUUGUGAAGCAGUGACCCUAAUCAGGAGAAAAAUCCCAUAUAUCAAUGGCGUCAAAGAGAAAAGGGUCGGAAGGUAUAGCUCUUUUAUCCAUGUACAAUGAUGAAGAUGAAGACAUGGAUGAUGCUGGUGAAGAGGUGGACAACAAAGAAGAUACUAUUAACAGCGAUUCAGACUCUGCUUUUGAAGCUAUACCCCAACUUCUUCAAUCUCAAGCUUCUAUCCCAACUGAAGAUUCAACUCCGAGAAGUGAUAGGGUUGUGUCACUGACACCACAGAAGCCCCAGGCUUCGUUGAAUUCCCCACUGUUGGUGUCACGACCACCACCAUCUUCUGCACCUCUUUUGGAUGCUCAGAGUACGAGAAAAGGAACUCUUGCAAUUGUUGAUUAUGCACAUGAUGAAACCGCAAUGUCUCCUGAAGCUGAGGAAGGUGAAAUAGUCAGUGCUGGAUGUGUCAUGUUUGGUGAGGAGCUUCAAACUGUAAAUGGUGACUUCCAAGAGAGAACACCUCAAGGAAUAGUUCAGAUAUUAACUGCAGACUCUCAAACAACCCCUCAUCCUACUGAACAACUGGUACCACCACAAUCUAAUAACAGUAUCUCAAUUAAUGACUCUAGAAUCAAGUCAGAAGGUGCAGGUGUUGAGGAAGCUAAUAUGGUUUCCACAGAAAUACAGAGAGAUGUUGAUCCAUUGGACAGGUUCGUCCCACCGCCACCAAAAGCCAAGUGCCCUGAGCAACUCCAAGAGAAAAUAAACAAGUUUCUAUCAUAUAAGAGAGCUGGAAAAAGCUUUAAUGCUGAAGUUCGCAAUAGGAAGGACUAUCGGAACCCUGACUUCUUACUGCAUGCAGUGAGUUAUCAAGAUAUAGAUCAGAUAGGCUCCUGCUUCAGUAAGGAAGUGUUUGACCCUCAUGGAUAUGACAAAAGUGACUACUUUGAUGAACUAGAGGCUGAUAUGAAGCGUGAAAUGGAGAGAAAGGGACAAGAAAUGAAGAAGAAUCAGAGGCUUGAGUUUGUGUCUGGAGGGACACAACCUGGAAUUCUUACUGCCAGACCAAAGAUCAAUGUGCCGAACCCAGGAACUGCUUCUGAUGCCCUGGCUCGGGAUGGUAGACAGAACAAGAAAUCUAAGUGGGAUAAGGUUGAUGGUGAUAGAAGAAAUCCCCUGCUCUCUGCUGGACAAGAUGCUGUAUCUACUGUAGGGGCACAUGCAGCACUGUUAUCUGCUGCUAAUUUGGGAGCCGGAUAUACUGCUUUUGCGCAACAGAGGCGAAAAGAGGCUGAAGAGAAAAGGUCUAGUGAAAAAAAAUCGGAAAGAAGAUCCUGAUUGCAAGUUCUUUGAUAGUUAAAAAUUAGAGGUUGUGUACCAUCAGAUACUCAAAUGUUCGUACAAAAAUCGUGGAAAAUCGUGGCAGGAGAAAUACUCAGAAUCUGUUAGUCUUGUAUCAAAUUGAGGUUUCUCAUAAAUAAAAAUUCAAUCAUAUUCUUCCAUUGGUAAUUUGUUGAGUUCUGGUAUGUUAAAUUGUAGAGUUUUUCCUGUUUGUAAAAUGAAUCAAUGUGAAAUGAUGAGUCUGAUAUUUUAUGGUCAAA
Messenger RNA from Macadamia integrifolia, 1863 nucleotides. RefSeq names its product SAP30-binding protein-like. Gene Ontology annotation, cellular component: nucleus. Lineage: Eukaryota; Viridiplantae; Streptophyta; Magnoliopsida; Proteales; Proteaceae. Gene Ontology annotation, biological process: regulation of DNA-templated transcription. The transcript is spliced from 8 exons. The coding region runs from base 320 to 1600 and encodes 426 amino acids. The record is from RefSeq and is a predicted model, not a curated record.